Gavialis gangeticus (Gharial) is the source of this 2162-nucleotide messenger RNA. RefSeq names its product glycine receptor alpha 4 (gene GLRA4). Lineage: Eukaryota; Metazoa; Chordata; Crocodylia; Gavialidae. The record is from RefSeq and is a predicted model, not a curated record. Gene Ontology annotation, biological process: regulation of membrane potential; chloride transmembrane transport; signal transduction. Gene Ontology annotation, molecular function: glycine binding; transmitter-gated monoatomic ion channel activity; chloride channel activity. The transcript is spliced from 8 exons. Gene Ontology annotation, cellular component: neuron projection; plasma membrane; synapse. The coding region runs from base 56 to 1306 and encodes 416 amino acids.
GUUGGUUUCAGGGAAGGAGGAGAUCAAGUCAGCCUCCAGGGGUGUUGCCCAGCCCAUGUCCCCCUCGGAUUUUCUGGACAAGCUCAUGGGCCGAACAUCGGGGUAUGAUGCCCGGAUUCGACCUAACUUCAAAGGCCCACCCGUCAAUGUGACAUGCAACAUCUUCAUCAACAGUUUUGGCUCCGUCACAGAAACCACAAUGGAUUACCGAGUGAAUGUCUUCCUGCGCCAGCAAUGGAACGACCCCCGCCUGGCCUACAGGGAGUACCCAGAUGACUCACUGGACCUGGAUCCCUCCAUGCUGGACUCCAUCUGGAAGCCAGAUUUGUUUUUUGCCAAUGAGAAGGGAGCCAACUUCCAUGAGGUCACCACCGACAACAAGUUGCUGCGCAUCUUCAAGAACGGCAACGUGCUCUACAGCAUCCGACUGACAUUGAUCCUCUCCUGCCCCAUGGAUCUCAAGAACUUCCCCAUGGACAUCCAGACGUGCACAAUGCAGCUAGAGAGCUUUGGCUACACCAUGAAUGACCUGAUAUUUGAGUGGCUAGAGGACCAAGAAGCUGUCCAAGUGGCAGAAGGCUUGACACUCCCCCAGUUCAUUCUGAGGGAUGAAAAGGAUCUGGGAUACUGCACCAAGUACUACAACACAGGCAAGUUCACCUGCAUCGAGGUGAAGUUCCAUCUAGAGAGGCAGAUGGGCUACUACCUGAUCCAGAUGUACAUUCCCAGCCUGUUGAUCGUCAUCCUCUCCUGGGUCUCUUUCUGGAUCAAUAUGGAUGCCGCGCCUGCCCGGGUAGGGCUGGGGAUCACAACUGUGCUGACUAUGACCACUCAGAGUGCGGGCUCCCGGGCCUCCCUCCCAAAGGUCUCGUACGUGAAGGCCAUAGAUAUCUGGAUGGCAGUGUGCCUGGUCUUCGUCUUUGCUGCCCUGUUGGAGUAUGCAGCUGUCAACUUUGUCUCCCGCCAGCACAAGGAGUUCAUGCGGCUGCGCAGGAGGCAGCGGCGCCAGAGGAUGGAGGAGGAGAUUGUCCGUGAGAGCCGUUUUUACUUCCGUGGCUAUGGCCUCGGCCACUGUCUACAGGUGAAAGAUGGAGGUGCCAUAGAGGGUCCCAGCAUCUACAGCCCUCCUCCCCCAACUCCACUCCUGAGGGAGGGAGAGACAAUCCGUAGGCGCUACACUGACAGAGCCAAGCGGAUCGAUACCAUCUCACGAGCUGUCUUCCCCUUUGCCUUCCUGGUAUUUAACAUCUUCUACUGGAUCAUCUACAAAGUGCUGCGGUCUGAGGACAUCCACCAGGCACCCUGAUGAUGGAGGAGGAAAGACACUAGACAUGGAAGCUGCCCCCUCUUUUUUGUCUUGCGCUCACAUUGCUGUGUGGGCUGACCCCUUCCCCCCAGUGCCUGUCAGGACUCAAAUAGCUUUGCCUGCACCUUGGUUCUCUCUGCCCCAGAACUCCCAGGACCAGCUGAGAAACUUGAUCUGCCCUUCCAACCUGGAUAUACCACAUCUACCAAUACCCCAGCAUGGUGUUAGGAGUCACUGCACCACUAGAAGCAAUGUCCUGCAUAACCUAGACAUGCUGUAUCCCCAACACCCAGCAUGGAGUUGUGAGGGCUCUACGCUGCAGUCAUUCAUAACCGGGACAUGCUCCAUCCUUCUCUGCAGUGCAGUGUCCUGGGAGCCAUGCUACUGCCUUCCAUUGCCGAGACAUGUUCAGUCGACCAACACUUAAUCAGCAUGGUGCAAUAAUGGGGGAUGCUUCACUGCUGGCAGCACUGUCAUUCUUACAUCCAACACCUUCCAUCUUUCCAGUGCCUCAGCAUGGCAUGGGAGCUGCUUUGCUUCUGUGCUGCACAGUCUGAAAGUGUGCCAUCUCAUGACACUACCCAAGUGAACAGACAGAGCCACUAUCCUCCAUAACUCAAACGUGCUCAGCCCCUAAAGCUCCACCUGGGUGAAGGGGAGGCACUGUGAUGCCAGAGGUGCCAUAACAUGCACAUGGCACUUCUGCCAGUGGCCUAGCAUGAUGCAAGUGGGCCCUGUGUUGCUGGAAGCAUUGUGCCCUGUAUGCCUUCCACCUUCUCCACCUGGCAGCAACCUAGCAUGGCAGUCGGUGGUGCUGUAUUGCUACGAGUAUUAAAGAGAUCUUGAGCACUUCUUA